CCGGCCGAACCAGCAGAACAGCCCGGGCGUGGCGUUGGCAGCUCGCGGGCCAGUGGGCAGCGCGACGCUGCGCAGCGAGGACAAGGUCCGGGCUCGACGUCCGGCCAGGUAGGUGGCCGGGACGGGUUGGGGAGAGCCGAGCCCCGGUGCAGAGUCGGGAGGGGCGCCGGGUGUGUGCGGGGGGACGGCGAGCUCAGGUGUGCCCGGCCUGCGGCGGGACCGCGCCCGCGCCGGGACAGGCCGGGAUCCCGGCGCCGCAACCAGCCUUUCUCUUUCCCUCUCCUGUCGCCACACCUGACUCACCUCACCUGCUUCUCCCGGCUCGGGACCACCGAGCGAGGCCCGAGGUUAGGAGCUCAUCGCACUCCUGCCUGGAGCUGUCAGCCGUCGGCCCCGGGUCUGCCUCUGUGCCCAGUCUCUGCGGAAGUUAGCACGGAGCGGCAGAGUCGGCCAAGGGAUGAGAUCCUCGAGGGAGAGGUAGAUGCAUUCCCUGCCUUCUGGGAGCUCACAGGGCCCUCCAGCAGAGAGGCUCACAGGGCUUAACGCGAGGCAGGACACCGAGGGGAGGUGUGUUAACACUGCCUGCCCCCCUUUUUAAAAAAUGAUGGAGUUGCCAACAGUUGUCAAAGGUGGCAGAGAGAACUGGGGGUAAAGACAGCCCAGUCCCCAGGAGGACAAGGCCAGGCCAACUGGAAACUAGUUCUUGAGCAGCACAGGAUACAGGCAGUCGCCUCGGCAUAGAGCCGCCUCGGCAUGGACAGCCCUGCCCGCCCAGCACCCGCCCCUGCGGCGCUGCUCUACUAUGUGGCCUUCUCCCAGCUGCUGGGCCUGGCCGUGGUGGCCACGACUGGCACCUGGCUCGGUGUGUACCGAGGAGGCAUCGCCUGGGAGAGUGCCCUGCAGUUCAACGUGCAUCCUCUCUGCAUGAUCAUAGGCCUGGUCUUCUUGCAGGGAGAUGCCCUGCUGGUUUACCGCGUCUUCAGGAAUGAGGCCAAACGCACCACCAAAGUCCUGCACGGGCUGCUGCACGUCUUCGCCUUCGUCAUCGCCCUGGUGGGCCUGGUGGCGGUGUUCGACUACCACAGGAAGGAGGGCUACGCCGACCUGUACAGCCUGCACAGCUGGUGUGGCAUUCUGGUCUUCGUCCUCUUCUUUGUGCAGGACCAAGUACAGCAAGUUCGAGCCCGAGGGCGUCCUGGCCAACGUGCUGGGCCUGCUGCUGGCCGCCUUCGGCACCGUCGUGCUCUACAUCCUGACCCGCGCCGACUGGAAGCGGCCCCUCCAGGCGGAAGAACAAGCGCUCUCCAUGGACUUCAAGACGCUGACGGAGGGCGACAGCCCCAGCUCCCAGUGAUGCGCGCCCCGUGCCAUCCCGUCCCGUCCCGCGAGGCGGUCUCCGCCGUUUCGGGGCCCCGACAGGUGUCUGUCCCGCACCCGCCGAGGCUCCGGGGGUGGGGAGUGGGGGUGGGGCAGCCUUCCUCCCUGAGCGCUGAUUUCCGGGGUUCAGGCCCCCUCCGCUUUCCCCUCCUCGCUGCUGCUGCUGCCGCCGCCGUCGUGUUAGUCCUGCGCAGACCCCCGCCCCCAUUGCCCCUGCCACCCCCUCAGAUGGAGCAGCUUUGGGUAGGGUUCUGGGCGGUUGGGCCUGGUCGCAGAAGCACAGAUCCCUAAAGGGGUCGGAGAUGGGGGGGCGGCUCCCCGCUCGGGGCAGCGGGGCCUGGGCGGUGUCCGUGGGGCUCAGCGCUGGGCCUGGCGAGGCCAAGACUUGCUUUGUGUGACACCAGGAGUCUUGCGGGCCCAGCCUGUGGCAGCAGAGCAAGUGAUAUUAUGUGUAAAAUAUGCUGGUGUCAGGGCAGGGAUCCCCAGGAGAUGGGAGGGACUGGCCCUUGGGAAGCUCUGGACGCGUGGCUUUGGCCCAGCUUCGCUCUGCAGCCUUCUCUUUAACUCCUUAGCCCCAGGGCGGCUUUCUUUGCCUUUGGGGCCCAGCAGCCCGAAGAAGAGGCAGGAGGUGGGCCUGGGCGGGCGUGCCGCCUGCAGGGGCUCCCCUCCCCGCGGGGCCGGCCUCGGCGAGCCAGCUGACCACCAGCUGCCCAUCCUCGGAGCUCACUCAGGCGCUGCUCCGACAGAGGCCCAGGACACAAGCCUUUUUGCUUUAAACAAAAAGCUGCCGCUGUUGCCCCCUUUCCCUUUCCAUAGGGAGGGUAGGGGCUGCCUGAUCAGGAGGAAAGCCUCAUCCUCUCCUACCUGGGGCCCAUCUUUGCAGGAAGUUGGGACCAAGUCAGAAUCGGAUUAAUUCCCCCCAACCCCAUGAGUGUGUAAUGCUGUUAGCUGAGUCACUGUUUGGCUUCUGUCUGGAAAUAACGUGAUUACAGCAUCGAUUUUGUGCUUCUGGGACUUGGUGAAUGCUCUCUCCUUGUUUUCCUCGUUUUCUGGGCUUUGAGGAGCAUGACACUGUUUGAGACAAGACACAGUUUACUUACAUGAAGACAUUAAUAAAAUUUCCAGAUCUGUUUUUUUUUUAACGGCUGCCUUUCUCACACCUAAAUGCUGCCUUCGAGAAAGGGGGCUUGUCUCCCCUAAUGCUCAGAUUUCUAAAAGAGCUUUUGCGGUGGGUCCUGCCUCAGGCGAUGCUGCUUCUCAGAGCAGGUGUUUGUGUUGGGCGCCUUACCAGCAGGGCUCCCUGCUCCCUCCUGUGGGCAUUCCAGGCUCUGCUGCAGCCCCGGCACCAGGGUGUCUCCGCACCCUGUUUAUAUCAUACGCUCUGCAAGGGCACGAGCUCUGGCAACUCUUUGAUCACCUGGUAUGGUCAGUGUUUACACGUGGUUUGAAAACUCCACCUUAGACAAACUAUCAGAGUACAGUUGUAUAUCUCCGUUGCCAGAAAGGCACAGAGAGGAAUGGAACCUUGGAUUUGCAAGAAAAGUCUGUAAGCUGGCCUUUUUGCCAAAGCAUAUAUGCUGGAUGACUCAUGAGCCAAAAAGCCUCCCCCGCACCCCCAAGCUGAUCCGUGGUGGUUUAUUUUAUUUUGCCUGUGGCCAAUCUUCUGUGAAGUACAAUGUAGUGUUCGCACAACAGAUGAUUCAAUAAAUGUCUAC
This is a messenger RNA of Physeter macrocephalus (sperm whale), 3092 nucleotides long. RefSeq names its product cytochrome b561 (gene CYB561). The coding region runs from base 754 to 1668 and encodes 304 amino acids. The transcript is spliced from 7 exons. Lineage: Eukaryota; Metazoa; Chordata; Mammalia; Artiodactyla; Physeteridae. Gene Ontology annotation, cellular component: lysosomal membrane. Gene Ontology annotation, molecular function: oxidoreductase activity. The record is from RefSeq and is a predicted model, not a curated record.